Nilaparvata lugens (brown planthopper) is the source of this 838-nucleotide messenger RNA. RefSeq lists its product as uncharacterized. Gene Ontology annotation, cellular component: plasma membrane. The record is from RefSeq and is a predicted model, not a curated record. Gene Ontology annotation, biological process: detection of chemical stimulus involved in sensory perception of smell; sensory perception of smell. The coding region runs from base 324 to 662 and encodes 112 amino acids. Gene Ontology annotation, molecular function: odorant binding; olfactory receptor activity. The transcript has 4 exons. NCBI's taxonomy places the organism in Eukaryota, Metazoa, Arthropoda, Insecta, Hemiptera, Delphacidae.
ACUGAUCAAUAAAGCCUAGAAUGCAGAGGUUUUUCAUUACAAUUUAUUGAUCAGUAAUCGAAAAAUCAUCAAAUCAAUUCAUCUUAUCAAAUACGAGUCAAUCAAUUUCUAUUCUCUAUUUCAUAAUGUCUAUUCAACAACAAAUGUAUAAUCUUCAAAUCUUUUCUGGAAACGAAAACUGAAAAUUCGCGUUACGAUGGACAAAUUUUUGAAACCAGACAAGUUUGAUGGUGAUCCGAAUUCUCCAACAGCUUUACAAGAAUGGAACUUCUGGCUAAAGACUUUUGAGAAUUUCAUCGCAUCUUUUGACGAAGAAGACAUCGAUGAUGAAAGUCGAUGAUUUCAAUAAAAGGGUGAAUUUUGCUGUAACAUUUAUUGUGGUGGGCCUGGCUACAUUCUUUGCUUAUCAUAAUGGUCAACGAGUAUUCAACCAGAAUGAUACCCUACGUCGCGCAUUGGCCGAGCUUCCAUGGACAGACAAGCCUGAGUGGUUAAAGAAGAAUCUGCACAUCAUGAUGACCCGAGCCAACGUCGACAUCGAAAUGCGGCCCUUUGGUGUCUACACGCUCAAUUAUAUGUCAUUCAAAGAUGUGAUGAAAACGGCGUAUUCCUUUGGGAACAUUCUUUAUACAAAGAAGCUGAGUAUUCAAACACAAUAUUAAAAUUGGGAAGUAUUUCAAAAAUGAAAACCAAUGUGCUGGACAACAUAUAGGUUUUGAUUGGAGUUACUUUCUAUUGUUACAUCAAAAAUGUUUAGUCCCAGUGAAAUUGAAUGCAAGGAUAUUUUGUUAAUGUAAGAGUAAUAUCAGUUGAUAAAGUGAGUAUCCGAUUGGCCUAA